CUCGAGAAAAUUCCUCGAGAAAAUUAAUCGGAAACAGAGUCAUUCAUUUUCUCUCUUGAGCUUCUUUUCUUUUUCCCGUCUAAGCAAAAUUCUCCUCUUUUUUUUAUAUCCAUCAAUUCCAUGGAAACAAAUAGAAAAAAUGAAGAAGUUUGAAUCAUCUAACUCUGUUUAAGAUCUCAUUUUCUCGGGAAAAUUUUCGAAAAAACAGAGACACCCAUUUCCGAAAAUUCAUUACUUUCCGACUUGCGUUCACUUUCUCAGGAACCAAACGUAAAAUAAACCCAAAAGAAUAAAUUUCUCUAAUCGGAAACAAUGUCUUUGAUUCAUAAAGGAGCCACCUUGGCUCUGUUUCUAGCGUUGACCAUGGUGGUCACCGGAGUAUUCGGGAGAUUCAUCGUUGAGAAGAGUAGCGUGAUGAUUCUAAACCCUUUGGCAAUGCGGUCUAAGCAUGAUGCUGCCAUCGCUAACUUUGGCGUUCCUAAUUACGGUGGUUACAUGAUCGGCUCCGUCGUUUACGCCGGUAAAGGAGCUUAUGGGUGUGACUCUUUUGACAAAACUUUCAAACCCAAGUUCCCUCGUCCUACCAUCUUAAUCAUCGAUCGUGGAGAGUGCUACUUUGCAUUAAAGGUAUGGAACGGUCAAAAAUCUGGUGCAGCAGCAGUUCUAGUAGCUGAUAACGUCGAUGAGCCAUUGAUAACUAUGGAUUCACCUGAGGAAUCCAAAGAAGCUGAUGAGUUUAUAGAGAAACUCAACAUUCCUUCAGCUUUAAUUGACUAUUCUUUCGCCAAUACCCUCAAGCAAGCUCUUAAAAACGGUGAGGAAGUAGUUCUAAAGAUAGACUGGAGUGAGUCAUUGCCUCAUCCGGAUGAGAGAGUUGAGUAUGAGUUAUGGACUAACACGAACGAUGAGUGUGGUGCACGGUGUGAUGAGCAGAUGAAUUUUAUCAAGAACUUCAAAGGGCAUGCCCAGAUUCUUGAAAAAGGAGGAUACUCUUUGUUCACACCUCAUUACAUUACAUGGUUUUGUCCUAAAGAUUAUGUUUCCAGCAAUCAGUGUAAGUCUCAGUGUAUAAACCAAGGGAGGUAUUGUGCUCCUGACCCUGAACAAGACUUUGGUGAUGGAUAUGAUGGCAAAGACAUCGUUUUCGAGAAUCUGAGACAGUUAUGUGUUCAUAAAGUGGCGAAAGAGAAUAACCGGUCUUGGGUUUGGUGGGACUAUGUGACUGAUUUUCACAUUAGGUGUUCAAUGAAGGAGAAGAAGUAUAGCAAAGAAUGUGCUGAAAGAGUUGUUGAAUCUCUUGGUAAGAGACAUGAUUACAUUCGUUUUGCACACCUGUUCUUCACAUUUCCCAUCUUAAUUUUUCUCUUAUUCUCAGGUUUACCACUUGACAAGAUCAAGAAAUGUAUUGGUGAUCCUGAAGCUAAUGUGGAGAAUGAAGUUUUGAAAGCUGAGCAAGCACUUCAGGUAGGACAAGGUGACCGCGGGGAUGUAACAAUUUUGCCAACAUUGAUCAUCAACAAUGCUCAAUACCGCGGUAAACUCGAGAGAAAUGCAGUACUAAAGGCUAUAUGUUCAGGAUUUAAGGAAAGAACUGAACCAGGAAUCUGUCUAAGUGGAGAUGUCGAAACAAACGAAUGUCUUGAAGCAAAUGGAGGGUGUUGGCAGGACAAGAAGUCUAAUGUAACAGCUUGCAAGGACACAUUUAGGGGAAGAGUCUGUGAAUGCCCUGUUGUGAAUGGUGUACAGUACAAAGGAGAUGGCUACACCUCAUGUGAACCUUAUGGCCCUGCGAGAUGCUCAAUUAAUCAAGGAGGCUGCUGGUCUGAAACCAAAAAGGGCUUAACUUUCUCUGCUUGUUCGAACUCAGAGACAUCAGGAUGUCGCUGCCCUCCAGGCUUUAAAGGAGAUGGUCUUAAAUGUGAAGACAUUGAUGAAUGUAAGGAGCAAUCAGCUUGUCAAUGUGAUGGAUGCAAGUGUAAGAACAAAUGGGGAGGCUUCGAGUGCAAAUGCUCUGGAAAUCGUCUAUACAUGAAAGAACAAGACACUUGCAUCGAGAGAAGCGGAUCAAGAAUCGGGUGGUUCUUCACGUUUGUGAUUCUAGCUGCAGUUGCAGGCAUUUGUGUAGGUGGUUACGUAUUCUACAAGUAUCGUCUCAGGUCUUAUAUGGAUUCCGAAAUCAUGGCGAUUAUGUCUCAGUACAUGCCAUUGGAGAGCCAAAACACAAACGAUCCAAUGACUGGUGAAUCUCAACAGCAACAGCUGAGAUUAACUUCUGCAGCCUAACUUUAUAAUUUUCACCUUUUUUUUCUUCUUCUUAUAGAUGAUUUCUUCUUGUAUUAACCCUUCAAGUAAAGUAUUCAUAAAGAGCUAAAGAUGAAAUUUUUUCUUCUUUCGUAA
This is a messenger RNA of Capsella rubella, 2397 nucleotides long. RefSeq names its product vacuolar-sorting receptor 6. The transcript is spliced from 11 exons. Bases 313 to 2283 code for a protein of 656 amino acids. Gene Ontology annotation, molecular function: calcium ion binding. NCBI's taxonomy places the organism in Eukaryota, Viridiplantae, Streptophyta, Magnoliopsida, Brassicales, Brassicaceae. The record is from RefSeq and is a predicted model, not a curated record.